This is a messenger RNA of Lepus europaeus (European hare), 1939 nucleotides long. It is a transcript of the gene USP50, whose product is annotated as ubiquitin specific peptidase 50. Gene Ontology annotation, biological process: Ras protein signal transduction; protein K48-linked deubiquitination; endosome organization. NCBI's taxonomy places the organism in Eukaryota, Metazoa, Chordata, Mammalia, Lagomorpha, Leporidae. The transcript is spliced from 7 exons. Gene Ontology annotation, molecular function: cysteine-type deubiquitinase activity. Gene Ontology annotation, cellular component: extrinsic component of endosome membrane; postsynaptic density; dendritic spine. The record is from RefSeq and is a predicted model, not a curated record. The coding region runs from base 1 to 1122 and encodes 373 amino acids.
AUGAGUUCUCAGCGGUCAUUCCCUGCAGACGACUUCGGUAUCUACUAUGUCCUUGCAGAGUGCACAGAUCAUUAUGAUACCCUUCCAGUUAACGAGGCUGACAAGAACCAGCCCCACUUCCAGGGGGUCACUGGCCUGCGGAACUUGGGCAACACGUGCUACAUGAACGCCAUCUUGCAGUGUCUCGGCAGCAUCUCGCCGCUGGUGGAGUACUUCCUCUCCGGAAAGUACAUUACUGCUCUCCAAAAGGACUGCGGUGAUGUGGCCACUGCUUUCGCUUACCUGAUGACAGACAUGUGGCUUGGAGACUCAGACUGUGUCUCACCGGAAAUAUUUCGGUCGGCUCUUGGCAACCUCUACCCAGCAUUUAUGAAAAAGACGCAACAAGAUGCUCAGGAAUUCUUGAUUUAUGUCCUAAAUGAACUUCAUGAGGCUCUGAAGAAGUACCAUCGAAGACGCUCCUGUGAGAAGGGAUCCACUCAGAGAUGCUGCAGGAAGGCAAUUGCCAACGAGACAUCCAUCAUCACACGGCUGUUUGAAGGGCAGCUCAAUUACGGCAUCAUCUGUCUGAAGUGUGAGAACUGUACCUACAGGAACGAAGUCUUCACCGUCCUCUCCCUCCCCAUCCCAUCCGAGUACGAGUGCUCCCUGCAGGAUUGUCUCCAGUGUUUUUUUCAACAAGACACAUUGACUUGGAACAACCAGAUUCAUUGCUCCUUUUGUGAAACCAAGCAAGAAACAGCUGUGAGAGCCAGUAUUUCCAAAGCACCAAAAAUAAUCAUUUUUCACUUAAAAAGGUUUGACAUUCAGGGUACAGUGAAGAGGAAACUGAGAACAGACAUUCAUUACCCACUCACUAACUUGGACCUCACUCCUUACAUUUGUCCAGUCUUCCGGAAACAUCCGAAAUACAAUCUCUGUGCAGUGGUGAACCACUUUGGUGAUCUGGACGGUGGCCACUACACUGCUUUCUGCAAGAACUCAGUUGCUCAGGCCUGGUACAGCUUUGACGACACCCGCGUCAGUGAGAUUCCCGACACUUCAGUUCAAACCUCCACAGCCUAUCUCCUGUUCUACAGCUGCCAGCCUUUCUCUCUACCUACACGGAAAGGCACACGCUAGGCAAAGGGUGUUUCCUGAAAACUGCAAAACGAGCAAUCUGGUGGUGGAGUUUUGCUUCGUCAUUAAACUCUUAAAACUUACUUGUAUCGCUAAUGCUUUCAACCAUUUCUGGCAUGUCACAUAACCUCUGUUAGACAAGGCUACAGAAAAGACGACGGUUCCUGAGCUCAAUGAAAAGGUCUCGUGCAAGCAACGAAAUGCUGAGGGAUGGGGCCUUCAAAGCACUGCAGAUGACAUGCCAAGUUCAGGUUUCAAAUUCAAUGUUUAUUAGCUGGCUUGUUCAAUAGAUUUUCCAAAGACACUUUAUAGAGCUAAACAAAAAUAAUUUUUGUUCAAAUGGUUAUGUAAGCUUACGAAUGUGAUCUUAAAUGCUACACUUUAGCCAAGAAGGCUAAUGAAACCAUGAAAAGCUUGACCACUCAAAACCCAUUCUUUCAUCUUUUCCCUGAGUGUCUGCCGACAUUGACUGAAUCUUUCAGAGGCACUUUUAGAAUGUAUUUAUACGGAAUGUUUGUUAUCUAUAGCAACCAAAUUCCCAAGAUAAAGGAACUUAUCUGUUUUAUUACAUCUUUCUGUAAAGAUGUAGUACAUAAUGUAAUUCACUUUGCAACUUUAUGCCUGAUUCCUAUCCCUUUUUACGUUAAUAUUAGGAAUUAAUAUUAUUAAUAACAUUUAAGGAUAGAAUGGGUCAUGGGGUAUUUUACUUCUGACUUUCAGUUCUGCGAAUCCUAUGUGCUAUGUAGUUCUGGUGUGACAUUGAAGGAAGAAUGGAAUCAAGCCUCAAUACAAAAGAAAGCAAUGUGGUGAAAUAAAAUGU